AUGUGGAUCAUCACUUCCUUCGAGCCAUCACACUCCUCUGCAGAGAUCAUCUCCAACGCUUCUAAGGGAUGGCUGCACGGGAGAGUGAGUACCUCAACUGGGUACUCUUUGCUCAGUUGGGUGUGGCACCAGAUCAGGGAUAGGAUCGGAGACCCGGUGCGGCGCAGGGUUUUGGAGAUCAAUGAGAGGGUUUACAAAGUCCUCACACUGAGAGUGCUGAUUUAG
Messenger RNA from Linum trigynum, 225 nucleotides. Lineage: Eukaryota; Viridiplantae; Streptophyta; Magnoliopsida; Malpighiales; Linaceae. The record is from the annotation of a GenBank genome assembly.